Molecule: messenger RNA, 2006 nt
Organism: Cyprinodon variegatus (sheepshead minnow)
Lineage: Eukaryota; Metazoa; Chordata; Actinopteri; Cyprinodontiformes; Cyprinodontidae
Gene: poll
Product: polymerase (DNA directed), lambda
Exons: 9
Coding region: 104-1807 (567 amino acids)
Biological process (GO): double-strand break repair via nonhomologous end joining
Cellular component (GO): nucleus
Molecular function (GO): DNA-directed DNA polymerase activity; DNA binding
Source: RefSeq, a predicted model, not a curated record
GUUGUUGCGGUGUUUAUGGUUCCUGCAGAACUGGAGUUCCACACUGCUGGGUUCCAAUCCGCUUCAUGGAACAGGCCGGUGGCUCCUCACUCCGACAGCCGAGAUGGAGCCUCGUCAUGGGAUCAUGAAAGCUUUUCCAAAGGUUAAACGGGCUAAAGUUCUGCAGGGGAAGGAUGUUCCUCCACUAAAGAAGAAAGCAGAUGAACUUGACAUCACAGGAAACGUCUUCGAUGGAGUCACAGUGUACCUUCUGCCUGCUGGAAUAGGAAACGCCAGAUGUGAGAUCUUCCACAGACAGAUCCGGCAAAAUGGAGGACAAAUCAAGAGUUCAAUGUCCCCCUGUGUCACUCAUGUGGUCGUUGAUGACUCCAUGGACAGUGCCAGGGCUCUGCGCCUGCUGAAGGUGGAUAGUCUGCCCUCUGGUGUCCAUCUGCUGAAAUGUACAUGGUUAAGCUUGUGUAUCAGUGAGAAGAAACUCCUGGAUGAAGAGAACUACAGCCUACUUUUACCCAAAAGGGAUUCUGAAUCACAGCAGGAAAGUCCACAAAAACAACCGGGAAGCAUUGAACAACCUCCUGAAACAACCGCAGAGCCAGAAAGUCAUUUGGCCAAGCAAGAGGAGACCAUAGACCCGACAAUCCAAGAAGCCAAAGAUGAAGCCCACAAAGAAGAAGAUGGCGUCUCUCAGAACGACCUGGAAGCUCUCAUCUCCGGUCGGAACCCUAUAGAGGAGACUCCCAAAGCCGGUGCAAACUGCGCUCCAGAUGCUGAUGCUCAGAAACCCAUAUCAGGAAAGUGGGUCUGUGCUCAGUCUUCUCAGUCCAAAAGUAAUAACUUCAACAAGCACAUCACAGACAAGCUGGAAGUCCUGUCCAAGGCCUACACUCACCAAGGAGACAAGUGGAGAGCAUUGGGCUACUCUAAGGCGGUCAACGCACUGAAGAGCUAUCACAAGCCUGUGACAUCAUAUCAGGAAGCCUGUCAGAUCCCAGGAAUAGGAAAACGCAUGGCGGACAAAAUAGAAGAAAUAAUGGAGAGUGGUCACCUGAGGAAGCUGGAUUACAUCGGAGAGGCUGUGCCUGUCUUGGAGCUUUUCACCAACAUCUGGGGAGCAGGAGCAAAGACUGCACAACUUUGGUACCAACAGGGCUUUCGCAGCCUGGAGGAUAUCCAAACAAAAGCCCACCUGAGCCACACUCAGAAAAUCGGACUUAAGCACUACGAUGACUUUCUAGACCGAAUGCCUAGAGAAGAGGCGGCAGCGAUAGAGAAAGUGGUGAGGGAUGCUGCGCACACUGUUGAUGCCAACCUCGUGGCCAUGGCAUGUGGCUCCUACCGCCGUGGGAAGGCAACGUGUGGAGAUGUGGAUGUGCUCAUUUCUCACCCUGACGGCAUUUCCCAUAGAGGAGUUUUCAGCAAAGUUUUACAGAUUCUGCAUGGCAGUGGGUUUCUAACAGAUGACCUGGUGAGCCACGAGGAGAACGGAGAGCAGAAGAAAUACAUGGGGGUGUGCCGUUUGCCGGGGCCCGGCCGCCGCCACCGCAGGCUGGACAUCAUCGUGGUGCCAUACGACGAGUUUGCUUGCUCGCUCAUGUAUUUCACUGGCUCGGCCCACUUCAACCGCUCAAUGAGAGCACUGGCAAAGACCAAAAACAUGAGCUUGUCAGAGCACUCCCUGAACAAGGAUGUGGUACGUCAAGGCAGCUUGAAGGUACACGGCGGUACCCCGCUUCCCACGCCGACAGAGAAGGAUGUCUUUAGUCUUUUAGGGAUACCAUACAGACCACCGCAAGAAAGGGACUGGUAAACGCAAGAGACUUGCUUUUAGAAAUGGAGAAAUAAUAAUUAAAUAAUGAAUUAAUGUUUUUAAUGAAAGCUGAAUCAGGAAUUAUACAAAAAGAACUGCUGUUCGCUGUUGAACAUAAUGUAAAUGGGAUGUUUUAAUUGCUAAAUUAUUUUGGAGAAUAAAAGAAUCUGAGCUGCGGCCUUUGAUGUUUUACUGUAUU